AUGUCUCAACCCCCUGGAUUUACUGAUGCAAGAUAUCCCAACCAUGUGUGCAAGAUUCACAAAGUCCUUUAUGGCCUUAAACAAACACCCCGGGCAUGGUUUGAGAAGCUUAGCUCAAAAUUGUUUGAACUCAAUUUUGUACCUUCCAAAUCUGAUACAUCUCUGUUUAUACGCAAUUUUGACGGCCAUAUUACUAUUAUCUUGGUGUAUGUGGAUGAUCUUAUUGUUACAGGAAGCUCUAAUGAGUUCAUUGCAAGCCUUGUUCUUCAAUUGUCUAAUGCAUUUGCUGUAAAAGAUCUUGGUAAGCUACAUUACUUUCUUGGUGUUGAGGUCCAUUAUCAACCUACUGGAUUGAUCCUUACUCAAUCACAAUACGUAGGAAAACUCCUUGAUCAUGCCAAUAUGGAUGGUGUAAAGCCAAUUGGUACACCUAUGGCCACAGGAUUUCAAUUGUCUCAAUAUGGGAGUUCAUCAUUUUUGGAUCCAUCAUUGUAUCGUAACUUGAUAGGAGCUCUUCAAUAUAUAACCAUCACGCGUCCAGAUGUGUCAUUAACUAUCAACAAAUUAUGUCAAUUCAUGCAUAAUCCUAUGGAUUUUAAUUUCACUGCUAUGAAAUGUUUGUUGCGCUAUUUAAAGGCAACUAUAAACUUCAGUUUGCAUUUAUGUUCCGCUAGCUCCUUACCACUUCAGGCCUUCACAGAUGUGGAUUGGCCUGGUUGCCCAGAUGAUCGGUGGCCUACCAAUGGUUAUUGUCUAUUUCUUGGAACCAAUUUAGUGUCAUGGAGCUCAAAAGAGCAGCGAGUGGUUGCACGAUCUAGUACCGAAGCUGAAUAUAGGGCCUUAGCUGCGACUACCGCCGAAGUUACCUGGCUACAACAUCUUCUUCAAGAGCUGCAUAAAUGGUUGAACGGGGACAAACUCAAAUCACUCCGAGUGGGAGUUCUCGAUGUUGAACAAAGAUACAAAGUGGAAGAGGAUGUCGUCGAAGGGCAUGUUCUCGAGGUCGUGAGAUCAUACGAAAUGAUAUCUCUAGGACGACACAAAAUCUGUUACGGAAUGAAGGGGCUAUACGAAGGGAAAGAGAGAAGAAAAUAA
Capsicum annuum is the source of this 1095-nucleotide messenger RNA. RefSeq lists its product as uncharacterized. The record is from RefSeq and is a predicted model, not a curated record. The transcript is spliced from 2 exons. Bases 1 to 1095 code for a protein of 364 amino acids. Lineage: Eukaryota; Viridiplantae; Streptophyta; Magnoliopsida; Solanales; Solanaceae.